Pundamilia nyererei is the source of this 1617-nucleotide messenger RNA. RefSeq names its product zona pellucida sperm-binding protein 4-like. The record is from RefSeq and is a predicted model, not a curated record. Gene Ontology annotation, biological process: binding of sperm to zona pellucida; prevention of polyspermy. The coding region runs from base 1 to 1617 and encodes 538 amino acids. Lineage: Eukaryota; Metazoa; Chordata; Actinopteri; Cichliformes; Cichlidae. The transcript has 8 exons. Gene Ontology annotation, cellular component: egg coat. Gene Ontology annotation, molecular function: acrosin binding; structural constituent of egg coat.
AUGGCAAAGUUCUGGAGUGCCAAAUUUUUCAUGGCACUAGCUUGGCUAGGCUCUUUAGCUGGGACAGAGGUGGAGGCUCAAUACGUUCCACCAUUCGCGCCUCCUCCGUGGCAGAAACCCCAGGACCCUCAAGUUCCACUGUACCGUCCUCCUCCGUGGCAGAAACCCCAGGACCCCCAAGUUCCACCAUUUCCGCCUCCUCCUCUUCCAAAGCCCCAGAACCCUCAGAUCCCUCCACCAUACCGCCCUCCUCCACCGCAAGAUCCUCAACAGCCUCGACCUCCUCCUCCACCUCCGCCAUAUCAGCCUCCUCCGUGGCAGAUUCCCAAGAAACAACCUCCGCCUCCACCUCCACCGCACAUCCCUCCUAUACCACAAAAGCCCCAGCAACCUCGACCACCUCCCCGGCCAUUCCCUCAAGGGCAAGUCCCACCUUUUCCUCAAGUAUCCGAUGAUUACUUUCCCCAAAAACCAAAAGUCCCAAAGAAUCAAAAGGUGCCUCCGACGCUGCCACCUGCUCAGAGCUGUGAUGUGGAAAGAAGUGUGAGAGUCCCAUGCGGAACUACUGGUAUUUCAGGUGCUCAGUGUGAAUCCAUAAAAUGCUGUUUUGAUGGCAAUCAGUGCUACUUUGGAAAGGCAGUGACUGUCCAGUGCACUCGGGAUGCCCAAUUCGUUGUUGUUGUCGCCAAAGAUGUUACUCUACCCCACCUUGACCUCCAGACAAUCUCGCUGGCAACAGGUGGUCCUGGCUGUUCAUAUGUUGACUCCAAUUCAGCCUUUGCCAUAUAUCAGUUUCCUGUUACUACCUGUGGCACUACCUUUAUGGAGGAGCCUGGUGUAAUAAUCUAUGAGAACAGAAUGACUUCCUCAUAUCAGGUGGGGGUUGGGCCUCGUGGAUCUAUUACCCGAGACAGUCACUUUCACUUCAUCUUCCAGUGUAGGUACAUCGGCACCGAUGUUGAAACUGUGAUUGUAGAAAUCCUACCGUUACAAAAUCCCCCUCUGCCAGUUUCUGCUAUGGGACCCAUUAAUGUAAUCUUGAGGUUGGCCAAUGGACGAUGCCUUACAAAGGGUUGUAAUGAAUUGGAUGUGGCCUAUACUUCGUUCUAUACGGAAGCAGACUACCCUGUGACCAAAGUCCUGAGGGACCCUGUGUACGUGGAGGUUCAGCUUCUCAAAAAGACAGAUCCGAUGCUUGUCUUGACUCUUGGUCGCUGUUGGGUAACCACAAGCCCUUUCCCUCACUCCUUCCCCCAGUGGGACAUUCUGAUAGACGGAUGUCCAUACCGGGAUGAUAAUUACUUGUCCUCACUGGUACCAGUGAGUGCUAACUCUGGCCUGGACUUCCCCAGUCAUUACCGGCGUUUCGUUUUCAAAAUGUUCACCUUUGUGGGUUCCUCAGUAAAGGACCAGAAGGGAAUGGACCCACUGCAUGAAAAGCUGUACAUUCACUGUAGCACAGCCGUGUGUGUUAGCGGACAGUUUGUCAGCUGUGAGCCAGCAUGCCACAGGACAAGGAGAGAUGUCGAGGCUGAAGACCAAAAUACGAAUGAACCAAAGACUGUGGUUUCCUCUGGGCCACUGAUCAUGACUGCUCCCGAGCAGUUAACAGCUUGA